Didymodactylos carnosus is the source of this 828-nucleotide messenger RNA. The record is from the annotation of a GenBank genome assembly. NCBI's taxonomy places the organism in Eukaryota, Metazoa, Rotifera, Eurotatoria, Philodinida, Philodinidae.
AUGUUAAACGUAAAGUUGUUUUUUUUACGAGAAUUUACUGCAGUAAUGGUUUGUAAUGCUAAGAAUCAGAAAUGUAUGUUCAAAGCUUGUUCAUUGUGCGAUAACAAUUUCCAAGGAAAAAUCGAACAAAAGGUUACUGAUGAUGCAACAAAGACUAAAUUCCAUCAAUGGAUUAGCGAGAAUAGUAGAGCGGCGAAGAAAGAAUUUGGAGGUCAAGCUUUGGGUACCGUUCAAUUAUUAAAAUUAAAAUUAGAUCGCUUUCUAUUCCACGUUUACGUUAAGCGUGAACAAUCGUCUUAUUUUGAAAAAAUGAAAUUUGAACUAACGGAUGAAAAGAUUUUGACGCAGAUAAAAUCGAAUUUACCAAAUUUGUCAUUAGUUAAAUAUGUUAAAGGUAAAGUUUGUUCAUAUUCAGAAGAAUUUACUGCGGUAAUGGUUUGUAAUGAUAGGAAUCAGAAAUGUAUGUUCAAAGCUUGUUCAUUGUGCGAUAACAAUUUUCAAGCAACAAGUUUAUCAAAUUUGUCAAAUGGUCAAAAUGUUGUCAUUGAUUAUGUUCCACAUGUACCGCCUUCAGCAGAUGAUGAAUAUCCAAGCCCUGAUUUAUCAUUAGGAAAAACACUAGAGGAUUUGAUUUAUGAAAAUGCUGAUCUAACACAGCUAUUUACAUCAGCAACGUCAGAUAUGCGGAAAAUGAUAAGAAAAGUAUGCAUAGAAAGCUAUAGUGAUCAUGAAGUAAAACAAGAAAAUAUUGACAACAGUGGGGCCGUUGUUGGUGAUGAAGAGUAUGAUCAAGAUCCAUCGGACAAUCAAGAAGAUCAACAUAAUUAA